CUGCACUUCCGAAAAUGUCGCGCGGAAAUCAAAAGGGACAAAUCAAAACAUUCAGCAAGGUUUUCUGAUAUGACAACAUCGGCGAACUGUUAAACUAUUUGCUUCAAAGCAAUGUAUGCACUGGAAAACCUAGAGCAACUGCAAGAGAAGGAUGAAACAAAGGAGAGAAUCACUUUUAAAGAUGAGGCAGUGAAGACUGUCAGAAAAAUCUUACAAAUCAAACAACAGAAGGAUCAAUUGCUACAGCAAGAAAAGGAGUUGGAUGUACAGAUCAAAGAAGCAGAAUUAAAAAAAUAUCUGUGUCAGAAAAGGAGAAACUCAAAAAAGUAUGAGGAAGGAUUGGCCAAUCAGCACAGGCUUCAACAGAUGUUAGACUGUUACAGACUAACUGGCAUAUCGCUGCACUCACAAGACAAGAACGCUAUUAUCCUGUGUUUUGAUAAUAACUAUAAAUCCAAGUUCUACGACUCAUUUUUUGUGGAAUUAUUGAAACAUGACAGUGAUACUUUUGAAUUGAAACAUCACAGUCUGCCAAAUUUUAUGCCAGUGGCUAAUCUAGCUGUGAAGUACCUCAAAGACGACUUGUCUGAAUUUGCUUCAAAGGUCAGCGAUUACCUGUAUGCGUACAUCACCAGACGAGAGGAAGUUGUUCAAGUACAGGGUUUGCUGCAGGAAGACAAACUACAAAUAACAACGACUGAUGCAGUAGACUUUGUGCAGGUAUCUCUGGGGAAAUUGACAUCUUGUGUCUCCAUCAAGGUGACCUUGACCUAUCAAGAUUUACUUCAUGUCAUGCCAACACGAGUGACCUUCCAUACAUGCAUUGAUGAUGAUAUGGAAUUGCCAGAAAAUUUUAGGCCCGGAACAAGUCUUGAAGUGGAAGCAACACUUGAAGAUUUUCCCGCUGUCAAAGGUCAUGAAGCCAAUCAUUGAGGCCUUUCAGUUUAUCGACCUACAUAAUGAGGAGGAGAAGGAGAAGGAAGGGAGCUCCUGAUUGGAAGAAUUAGGACAUUCUGAUUGGUCAUUUGAAGUUAUUGUGGCACUGAAUUGUGAAAAAAAAAUCUGAUUGGUCGAUUCAAAGUUGAAACGAAUGGUUAAUAACAAGAUUUGGCGAAGUGAUGUGAAGUUAAGGUGUGAAAGUUUGAAUCUUUUCAAAGUCUUAUAAGAUAGUAUAAGUCUAAUUUAUAUUAUUAUAUUACAUGUAAUGGCAUCAAGUCUUGAAUCCAUCAACAAAAGGGUUUCUGGCAUAAAUAUCAGUUAUCUCCUCCUCCUCCUCCUCCUCCUCCUCAUCCUCGUCCUCCUCCUCCUCUUCUUCUAGCCUUCCACCCAGGUCAGAGGUGUGUUAGAUUCAGACAGGAUGCCCCAACAACUCACCAAAGCUUUAGUGAAUAAAUUAUAGUAUACAUUAACAGAUUGAAACUUAUAAGUGAAUAUGUUUGUGUAGAAAUUAAUACAUUACUGUAGUAUUAAUUAAAUCUAAGCAUACAUAAAUCAACUGAUCUAUGAACUAAUCUAAGCUUUAUUUCAAUUAAGCAUUGAUGUCAUUUUUUUUUAGUUUCAUCGGGGUAUGAAACAAAUUUUGUUUGCAAACUGUAUGAAUCCGCA
Messenger RNA from Pecten maximus, 1605 nucleotides. RefSeq names its product centromere protein O-like. Lineage: Eukaryota; Metazoa; Mollusca; Bivalvia; Pectinida; Pectinidae. The transcript is spliced from 6 exons. The coding region runs from base 112 to 933 and encodes 273 amino acids. The record is from RefSeq and is a predicted model, not a curated record. Gene Ontology annotation, cellular component: kinetochore; Mis6-Sim4 complex.